AGCCCGGUCUUCCAGCUCUUGUUCCCAGUCUUUUACCUUCACCUUCACGCCACAGUUACCUGCACUCUUUCUCCUCCGCGCCCGUUUCUCCAACUAUAUCCAGUCCCUUGAAGCCCCGCUCGUUGCGUGCUAUAUAUACCGCUCGACCUGAAGAUUUCGUAACCGCGUGUCAACUAGCUCCACCACGAGCGUUGCUACCCCCCGGUGUCCGUGCAUACGAGCAUCCACAAAGCCCUCCAAGAUGCAAAUGGACGGCUGGACAGACUACCUUCACGUCGCGUUCUACGGAGAGCACGUUCUCUUCCCCGCGUUCCGUCUCGAUUCAGCAUGGCAUUUCGUCGUGGCCUCGAUCUUCACCGCCCUUCUUUGUCUCGCAGAACGCGCCCUCACGUAUGCUAUCAACAAGAACUGGACGCCCUUCGCAUGCACCCGUCGCUCCCGCUUCCGCCGGGCGGUGUGGAAGUCGGUGUUGUACUGGGUCGUCACCUUUGCCAGGCUGCUGUACAUGCUGGUAGCCAUGACCUUCAGCAUCGGAUUGAUCCUCGUCUCCGUCACCUCGUUGUCUGUCGGCCAAUUCGUCAUUGAAUAUCUUGACAACCACGGGCCAGACCACACUGGGAACGAUGUGGAAACCGUGAAAGAACCACUGCUUUCAUCGUCACCUACAUCCCGGGAUCAGCAGAGUCCUGUCAGGCGUCUCCGCUCGAAGUCGAAGCCCGCAAGCAUUUUCAUCCACCCUGCACAGUCUAACAUCGCACGAGCGGACGCGGCGGCUAUUCACAUGGGCUUGGCAUGGGAUACAGAAUUGGUGAAGGGAAACAUGCAUGCACCCGGAGGCGAACCGGCGUGGAAGAUUGGAAGAGGAAAGGAUCUUGCAAGGCAAAUGAUGCGCCGGGGCGGCGCUGUCUGA
This is a messenger RNA of Phanerochaete carnosa HHB-10118-sp, 910 nucleotides long. RefSeq lists its product as uncharacterized. The record is from RefSeq and is a predicted model, not a curated record. The transcript is spliced from 7 exons. The coding region runs from base 242 to 910 and encodes 222 amino acids. NCBI's taxonomy places the organism in Eukaryota, Fungi, Basidiomycota, Agaricomycetes, Polyporales, Phanerochaetaceae.